This is a messenger RNA of Paramuricea clavata, 2580 nucleotides long. The record is from the annotation of a GenBank genome assembly. NCBI's taxonomy places the organism in Eukaryota, Metazoa, Cnidaria, Anthozoa, Malacalcyonacea, Plexauridae.
CAUCAUUCUUCAUCAUUCUGGCACUGAAACACCGAAGAUUUUGUGGGGUUUUUCUGCCAAAUAAAGUGGUUUAUUCUAGAUAUUUUUAAGUCAGAACUAUGGUCUGAAUAACGUGUAUCCUUGUGCCAAUAGCGCUGUUUAUUUGGCACAAGUUUAUACAGCCCAUAGUCGAUAUGUGGUACGGCAAGAAACCCAUCUCAGACAAGGCUGCUCCCAAUGAACCCGAUAGCAAGGUAUAGAUUUUUUGUUUUUUUAAAUAUUUUGACACUACAAACUGAAUUUUGACCACUGAAUUUUCGUUGUGUUUUGCAAAAUUAUCACAUGAACACAUUGAAAAUAUUUUAUUGAUUCCGAUCUGAUAGAAUAUAGGGCAUUUUAAAGUAUUUAUUUAAUAUUUAAUAUCUUCAUGUCGUUGACAAAUUUAUAUUUGGAAUAUAGCUAAGACAGCUGCAUAUUGGGAGAGAUGCGACUACCUCAAAAAUACAAGAAGAACUUCAAUUUUUCGAGAAAAAGCCCUUCGUCGGGAUGUUAGUGGUGGGGGCACAGAUAUACAGAAGCCUGACUUCUUCGUUUUUCCUAUAUGUAUGUCUGUAUAUGAUUUUGGCGUAACCGUCCUAGCCAGUGCGUGUUUGAAAGCAUUCAUCCCCUGAUAAUAUUCAAAAUGGCAGACGUCCAGGGGGAAUGCCUCUCAUAAGUGCACAGUUGGCUAAGACCAUGGAUGAUGAACAAUGGCAUGGCAGCGUUUACGCUUCCUUCUGUGUACCGUAUUCUGUGACGGGGUCUGGAAAAUUAUAUGAGUUUGAUACUAGCAAAUUAAAAGAGAUCAUGUGACAAAAAAUAAACCAAUAAUCAGAUGGAUUUAGUCAAAACAAACUAUAAACAAAAAAUUGUAAAUCGCAUUACAGAGUACAUUAAUACAACCAUAUGGAAAACUACAACAAAUAUAUUACUUAAUUGUUUCAUAUAUUUGUAUUCGUUGUAGUUUUCCCCAUAUUUGCAUUAAUUGAUUAUGUAAUGUGAUUUGCAUUUUAUGUUAUGUUAAUUUAUACCAAUUGGUUUAUUUUUGUCCCAUGAUUGCUUUUAUAGUCACUACCAGUAGUAUAAAAGCUCAUGUCAUUUUCCCAUCCGACUUCACUACUAACUUCCCAACAAAGGUCCUUUGCUCAAAAUGUCAAAGUUCUGCAAGUUUGUAUUUUUUUACCUACAAUGGCACAGAUAGGGAUUGACCGAUUGUGCAAGCCAAGAUGGCAGCCAUUGACGUCAUAGCUCCAAACUAAGGUCAUAAACAGUUUUUAUACCAUUUUUCCCCAGCUAAAUCCAGCUUUUCCUAACUGACCGUAUCACUAACCAAGUUAUAAUACAAAAUUUUGGCACACUCCUUGCCAAGAUGGCAGAAAUUGAAGGAGCUCCAGAUAUAUAUAUAUAUAUAUAUAUAUAUAUAUAUAUAUAUAUAUAUAUAUAUAUAUAUAUAUAUAUAUAUAUCGAGCUCACUGGAACAGAUACAGUUGUAGCUGACCUCAUAUAAAAUUUUAGAAUGUUUGCAUUUUGUAAAAUUUUAUGAUCUUCACUAAUGUGGCUAGGCCGUACUCUGACAAAAGCAAAGGUGCUUGAAAAAUAGUGCUGCUCUGUGACCCAAGACACUUUCCACUCAUUUACCAAAACAGGAGUAUAUGUAAUAUAUCAAUAACAGCUAGGCCAAAAGCAAACAAUGCAUAAAAUAAUAGGGACGUGCUGGACAUACCGCUUUACCGGAUAGUAGUCUGUCUACUGGAUAAUAACUGGAUAAUAACCGGAUACCAAUGGUGGUACUUGGACAAUAUGUCGCUGGCUUUUUGUCAUAAAAAUAAAUAGUCCAUUGUAUGUUUAGUGUGUGGCACAAGGGUCGUCAGAGAAUACCUGUAUACAUGCAUCACAAAAAAACUUAACUGUAAUUUCAUUUUAAUGUGUCACAUGUGUGGUAGACUACUAGUUAGUGUUUCACAAUAUCUUAAUGCAAAACAGACAGUUUUGUGCUUACAAUAAAAGUUCCACUACUAUCUGGUAAAUACUGUAUCUGGCAAAUUUUUACCAGAUGUCUAUAUUUUGCCAGAUAUCCAGAUUGCUGAAUCAUUUAUAUGACUUGGCUAUGGAAAGAUAAUUCCUAUAUACAGUAGUUUACAGUAUUUAAUAAUAUCUAAUAGUUUACUUGUUAUUCUAUAUAGAAUGGUUCAGUACCGGUGAAAAAUGGAGAAAUACAUCAAGAUAUAAAAGGAGAAAUCCAAAAAGAAUCCGUAAUGGUUGAAUCAUCGAAAGACAAAUAAUUGCACAUAUUUAUAGUAGAUGAUUAUGAAGCUUAUGAUGACUUGUGAACAAAGCCUUGAAGAGGAACUUUGCAAGUUUGAUGUACUGUACUACAAAUAACUUCAUUUUCAACUCAAGCUAGAAAUUUUAUGUAGCCAUAGAUUCAGUAUUGUUGUAUGGUUAAUAAAUAAUAUUUAUUGUAAACAUUUUAAUUAAAGUACAGUAUAUGCUAAUGCUUUUUAACUGGACUAUUGUCUAAUAUUAAUAGUAUUUAAAUAAUAUAUAAUACUUUUUCAAUCA